UUGGCGCGGGCGGUGGCGCGGGCGGUCAAGCGGAGGGCUGCAGCACAGAAUAGCAUUGAUGAGGAGCAUGUUUUAGCUUUGAUUCUAAAAAAAGAUGGACUAGAGGAACAGAAGUGCAAAGAAAAACUGAAAGAAUAUUGUAAAGAAUUAACUGAAGCAAAACUAAAUAUAAAACAAGUACAUGAAAAACUUGAAGGUUUUUGCAAAGGUGGAAAAGCAGAUGCAAAAUGCAAAGAACUGAAAGACAAAGUCACUCAAAAAUGCACUACAUUUAAAAAAAAACUUCAAACAGCAGCUGGAAAAAGUAUUUUAGAACUGACAGAUGACGAUUGUAAACAAAAUGAACGACAAUGCCUAUUUUUGGAGGGAGCAUGUCCUGAUGUUCUUAAAGAUGAUUGUAAUACUUUGAGAAACAAGUGCUAUCAAAAGAAGCGUGAUAAAGUGGCGGAAGAUGCUCUUUUAAGAGUAGUUCGCGGAAAUUUAACCAACACAACUACAUGUCAAACAAAACUCAAAGAGGUUUGCGUAGAAUUAAGUCAAGAAAGCGAUGAGUUAACGAAGCUCUGUCUUUACCAAGAAAUGACGUGUAAAACAUUUGUAUCAAAAAAACAAGAAAAAUGUACUGCUCUUGAACAGGAUGUUAACGCAGCACUUAAAAAGGAAGAUGAAUUACGAGGAAAAUGUUUACUACUACUUGAACGAUGUUACUUUCACAGAGGGAACUGUGAAGGAGACAAAUUAAAGUGCAGUAAACCUACUAAUCAAGAUUGCAAAGAAUAUGUACCAGAGUGUGAUACAUUGGCAGAGAAGUGUGGAAAAGAAAAUAUUGUUUAUAUGCAUCCGGGACCCGAUUUUGAUCCAACUAAGCCAGAGCCUACAGUAGCAGAGGACAUAGGACUGGAAGAGCUUUAUAAAGAGGUUGAGAAGGAUGGAAUUUUUAUUGGAAAGAAUCAUCUAAGAGAUGCAACGGCUUUGUUGGCGUUGUUGAUUCAAGAUUCUAGUCUUAAGAAAAAUGGUAAGGAAGAGAAAUGCAAAGAAGUCCUUGAAAAUAGAUGUAAAAAUCCUCAAGAUCAUGAAGCUUUAGAAAAUUUAUGCAAAGAAGAAAAAAUAACUGACUAUGGAACAAAAAAGUGUUCUGAAUUGGAAAUAGAUAUUAAUAAAACAUGUACCAAUCUUGAACCAACAGUUCUUAAAAACCGUCUUUAUGAUCCACUUGAUAGAGUUGUGGAAUGGGGAAAAUUACCAACAUUUCUUAGCAAUGAAGACUGUGCAAGAUUAGAGUCCUAUUGUUUCUAUUUUGAAAAAAGUUGUCCAAGUGGUGAAAAUGCAUGUAAAAAUAUAAGAGCAACAUGUUACAAAAGAGGGCUUGAUGCACGGGCAAAUAAAGUGCUUCAAGAAAAUAUGCGAGGAAUGUUACAUGGUUCAAACAAAAGCUGGCUUAAGGAAUUUCAACAGAAGCUUGUGGGAUUGUGUGAAGAAAUAAGAAAGAAAAACAAAGCUUUUCCAAAUGAUGAACUAUUUAUUCUGUGUGUACAGCCAGCAAAAGCAGCUCUGUUGCUUACACAUGAUCUUCGAAUGAAAACUAUCUUUUUACGACAACAACUGGAUCAAAAGCGAGAUUUUCCGACAGAUAAAGACUGCAAAGAAUUAGGGAGAAAAUGCCAAGAUUUAGGAAAGGAUUCGAAAGAAAUUACAUGGCCAUGUCAUACACUAGAACAGCAAUGCAAUCGCUUAGGGAUUACAGAGAUUUUAAAACAGAUUUUAUUGGAUGAACACAAAGAUACUUUGAAAACUCAUGAAAACUGUACAAAAUAUUUAAAAAGAAAAUGCCAUAAAUGGUCUAGAAGGGGUGAUGAUCGUUUCUCUUUUGUAUGUGUCUUCCAAAACGCUACAUGUGAGCUGAUGGUAAAAGACGUGCAAGAUAGGUGCAAAAUAUUCGAAGAAAAUAUGCAAGCAUCAGAUAUUAAUGAUUCCCUUAAAAAAAAUCAAAUAAAAGCAGAAUCAGCAGCAAAUAUUUGUCCCUCAUGGCAUCCAUACUGCGAUAGAUUUUUACCCAAUUGUCCUGAUCUUAAGAAAGGAAAAACUUUCUGUCAAAAUCUUAAAAAAUAUUGCGAACCAUUCUACAAAAGAAAGGUUUUAGAAGAUGCUCUUAAAGUAGAGCUUCGAGGAAAUUUAAGUAAUAUAACUAAAUGUGAACCUGCAUUAGAAAGAUAUUGUACAGUAUUGAAAGACGUAAAUAAUGCGUCAAUCAGCAGUUUAUGUAAAGAUAAUACCGAAAGUAAAACUAAAAAGGCCGAUAAUAAAAAUGUUAGAAAGAAGCUUUGUCUAAAAUUAGUGGAAGAGGUGGAACAGCAAUGCAAAGUAUUACCAGCAGAAUUAACGGAGUUAGAAAAAAGUCUAAAAAAAGAUGUUAAGACAUAUGAGGAACUUAAGGAAAGGGCAAAAAAAGCAAUGAACAGAUCCAAUCUUGUUUUAUCACUCAUUAAGAAAGACGGAAAUAAUACACCGAAAAAUAAUAGUAAAAGCAAGGAUAAGAAUGUCGUUUCAAAUGAAAAAGAUACCACAAAAUAUGUGAAAAUACUACGAAGAGGAGUUAAGGAGGCACUUGUAACAGAAUCUGAAGCCAAGGCAUUUGAUUUGGCAGCAGAAGUGUUUGGAAGAUAUGUAGACUUGAAAGAAAGAUGUGAGAAAUUGGCCUCAGAUUGCGGGAUUAAAGACGAUUGUGAUGAUUUAAAAGAUGUGUGUGAAAAGAUUGAGAAGACAUGUCGUAAUCUGAAGCCUCUGGAGGUGAAACCGCACGAAGCAGUGACAGAAAGCACAACGACGACCACGACGACCACAACAACCGUUACCGAUCCGAAGGCAACAGAAUGCAAAUCCUUACAGACAACAGACACAUGGGUUACACAGACAUCAACACACACAAGCACGUCUACCAUCACAUCUACGAUUACAUCAAAAAUAACACUCACAUCAACGAGGCGUUGCAAACCAACCAAGUGUACGACAGGGGAUGAUGCAGAGGACGUGAAGCCGAGUGAGGGAUUGAAGAUGAGUGGGUGGAGCGUGAUGAGGGGGGUGAUAUUAGCAAUGAUGAUUUCGUUCAUGAUUUAG
Messenger RNA from Pneumocystis jirovecii RU7, 3114 nucleotides. RefSeq lists its product as uncharacterized. The record is from RefSeq and is a predicted model, not a curated record. The transcript has a single exon. Lineage: Eukaryota; Fungi; Ascomycota; Pneumocystomycetes; Pneumocystales; Pneumocystaceae.